GCAUAUCAAAAAGCUGGUGGCACGUGUGAAUGGACUAGAAGAUGGGAAAACUGCUCUCAUGUUUGCUGUAGAGGAUUGUAAUAUAGACUGUACACGUGUGUUGAUAGAUCAUGGUGCAAAUGUUAAUGAGAGAGAUAACUAUGGGAAGACGGCGCUCAUGUAUGCAGUGGUACAUGCUGAAAAAUGUGCUAAGACUUUAAUAAUACAUGGAGCUGAUGUACAUGCUAAGGAUAAGGAUGGAGGUACCGCACUUAUGUAUGCAGCUAGAGAUGACAAUGUGGACUCAAUACGUCUGUUAAUUCAUUACGAUGCUAAUGUUGAUGCGAAUGAAACUAAUGGUAAAACUGCACUGAUGUAUGCAGUUGAGAGUGAUCACAUUAAAUGUGCUGAAGAACUAAUUAAACAUGAUGCAGAUACGAAUGCAUUUGAUGAUCAAGAAAUGACUGUACUUAUGCAUGCUGCAAAUCAUGUUAGAAGCACUCGUCUUCUGAUCGACAAUGGUGCGAAUGUAAAUGCCACUGACCAACAUGGGAUGACUGCAUUAAUGCAAUCAGCAAAGGUAAAUAAUGCAAGAUGUGCUGGAGUGUUGAUUGACCAUGGGGCAACAGUUAAUGCUACAGAUGACAAUGAAAAGACGGCUCUUAUACAUGCUGCUAUAGAUGAUAACAUAGAGUGUGUUCGUAUUUUGGUAAACAAUCGUGCAGAUAUCGAAGCAACAGACAUUAACAGCAAAAAUCCCCUCAUGCAUGCUGCAACAAAUGACAACGUAGAGACAGC
Owenia fusiformis is the source of this 777-nucleotide messenger RNA. The record is from the annotation of a GenBank genome assembly. NCBI's taxonomy places the organism in Eukaryota, Metazoa, Annelida, Polychaeta, Sabellida, Oweniidae.